Molecule: messenger RNA, 2169 nt
Organism: Dracunculus medinensis (Guinea worm)
Lineage: Eukaryota; Metazoa; Nematoda; Chromadorea; Rhabditida; Dracunculidae
Source: the annotation of a GenBank genome assembly
AUGUGGCUCGUGAAUGAUAACCAACAGUUGGCUGAAUUUUCAUGGAAUACUGAUCCUAAGGUUUUUUUCAUUGGGAAGUUAACUUUUAUUUGUGAUUUCAAAAAAAUAAAAGUUAAGAAGUACCAUAUGUUAUCUGAUGUUUUAAGUUAUCCGCUCUCAUGGAGCAACUUGGCAGAGUCCGGUGUUACAGAUCAAGAAGACAGAUAUAAUUCAGGUUACCCUUCUCAACAGCACCAGAAUACCAACGCAGAUCGUUGGUACGAUCCGUCCGGCCGAUCAAUUAAUAAUCUUGAAAUACUGGGAUCGACGAAUAAUCAGGAUUUGCGAACGAAUGAAGCAUUAGAGAUAUCGCAUUGGCCAUUGCAAGGCAAUCUAUUUACAACCACAGAAACCAAUUAUAACCCGAUGAUGGCUUCGAAUUUGGCGGGUCACAUGACAUACGGUUUCGGUAACGGAAUAUGGAGCGACAAUUCAGAUCGACAAAGACAAUACAACCCUUUAGGACCUAUAGGAUUAGCACCAGGACAUCCUCGACAUUCCACUCCUUUCAGUUCUCCUGCACCAAAUAUCUGGCCAGUUAACGAGGAAGCUCAAGUUGCCGCUAGUACAUCGCGCUUAUCUACGCAUCCAUACCAUCAGCAGUCUGCCGUGAUUAAUGCAAACAUGGCGUCAAGUGGUGUUUGGCCGCAGAAUCUAAUGAGUGGUACAACAUUGCUUCAAGGGCCACCACCGCCACCUUUGCCACCUCAACAUCAACCGCCACCACCUCGCUAUAAUUUAUCCAAUUUUGAUGUGUCUGUAUCAAGUAUUUGGAAUAAUCGGUCAGUUGGUACAACAGUGCAAGCUGCUCCGCCAACACCAACACCUGCUCCAUUGCCAUAUAGCGGGAAUCGUUUGCAAAUAUGGAAUGGUAGCAGUUCGCUGAAUAUGGGAUAUGGCCAUCCACCCCCUUCCAUCGAUUUUCAUGCACCACAGAUUCCACUUAUAUCUGAACGUUUACCAACGAAUCCAUCUGGCAAUAAUAUCUCCAGAGUCAUUUCAUUUCCUAACAAUAAUCAGUAUACUCCUUUUACAUCAGAAUCGAUUUCGGAUGCAGCAGUUCGUAAACGGGAGGAUGAUAUGAUAUGGAAGGAUCCGAAUGGAGAUGUUCGCAAAUGGCAACGAGAUACGGGUACAACUUGUUGGGGAGAUCCUAACAGUUCUGAAAGACAAGGUUGUAAUAUCCAACGUUGGUCUAUUCCACCAGAGGAAGAAUAUGAACUUAUUGAACGGACAGACGUCGCGCAAGGAAUAGAUUCCGAUUUCUAUCGAUUAGCACUUAACGGAAGCAGUAUCGGACGAACGUUUCGUUGUAAUGGGCUGGAAGACGUUAAUCGAUUAACAAAUGAUGAUAAAAAAGAAUCAUUAAAAAGACGUGUGGUCGUAUUAGGGUGGGGUGCUAAUCCGACUCCGCUUCCUUCGAAAAGAUCCAUUAAUGCAGCUGUGAAAGCAGUGGUUGCAACUUCUUUUGUAACUGGCCCAGUGAAAGGAUGGCAAACGAAUCCAUCACACCAUGAAGGUUUCAAUUCGUGUUGGGAUGAUAUUCAACAAAACAGAAAAGUAAAUAGCGAUGUUCCGAAUUCUCCGAACGAAAAAACUAAAAUACGUGUUCUAUCAAAUGUUAUUCAAGAUCUUAAUGCACAAUGUUUUAUUAAUGGAUCAUCCGGCUCAUCUUUGCCAAUUCCCCAAAUUUCACGUUUGUUGCAAACUGCAAUCAUCAGGGAUUAUGUUAGCUGGUCAAUAUUAAGUAGGCGUUUGUCAUCUGAAUCGCUUCUUUUAAUUAAUUUAAUAUUAUUUCGACUUUAUUUGUUGGAGCAACAUGAACGUAGUUUAAAUGAUUUGGUUAAUGAGAGUUGUGGUGAGGCAGCAAAUACUGCUCCAUCAGUAAGAGCGUUAAUGAAUUGUCAACAACGAACAGAAUAUGAUCGAUUGAUGAUGGAAAUUGCAUCUCUUAAUACGGAUAUAUUAAGUUAUCGCGAUAAGCUUCGUCAUAUAAAUGGCGAUUUUGACAGAAAGUCUUCAUUGAUACUGAAUGAUGUUGUUUCGACCACAUUACCACGUCUUGAUGGCUCAUUAUUUGAUUUGCCACUUCAGAUCGACCAGCAAAAGACUACAUUUUCCGUUUUUUAA